Molecule: messenger RNA, 1374 nt
Organism: Solea senegalensis (Senegalese sole)
Lineage: Eukaryota; Metazoa; Chordata; Actinopteri; Pleuronectiformes; Soleidae
Product: ABC transporter G family member 23-like
Exons: 11
Coding region: 4-1374 (456 amino acids)
Molecular function (GO): ATP hydrolysis activity; ATP binding
Source: RefSeq, a predicted model, not a curated record
GCCAUGGCCGCUGUGGCUGCCGGUGAUGCGACGGCUGGACCCGCAGACUGUACCGAGAUGGAGGAGCGGCUCAAGGCUGAGAACAUGACGGCUGACGUGGAGGCUUCUCUGCCUGCCGGACAGGAGGCCUUUGCCAUCAAGUGCCGAGAUGUGUGCCGCUCGUAUGGCAAACUGAAGGUCCUCAGCAACCUCAACCUGACGGUACCACAGGGAUACAUUUAUGGUCUUUUGGGCCCCAGUGGAUGUGGGAAAACCACACUGCUGAAAUGCAUUGUGGGAACACUGAAAAUCUCUGGAGGUCACAUCACCGUGUUGGGCAAACCACCUGCGUUUCCUGGUCAUGACGUGCCGGGGAAGAAAGUCGGGUACAUGCCGCAGGAUCUGGCGUUGUACAACGAGUUCACCAUCAGCGACACUCUGUCCUUUUUUGGCCGAAUCCACGGCUUGACCUCGAAGGAAACCCAGGCACGUAUGGACUUCCUCAUCGACUUCCUCGAUCUACCUCAAAAGACCAGUCUGGUCCGAAACCUGAGCGGCGGUCAAAAGCGCAGGGUGUCUCUCGGCGCUGCUCUGCUGCAGAAUCCAGAGCUGCUCAUCUUGGACGAGCCCACAGUCGGCGUAGACCCUGUGCUCAGGGCUAAAAUCUGGCAGCAUCUGGUGGAGAUUGUGAAGACGGGUAAAGUGUCCGUCAUCAUUACCACGCACUACAUAGAGGAGGCCCGGCAAGCCAAUGUGGUCGGCCUCAUGCGGAACGGCCACUUGCUGGCUGAAGGACCUCCAGAUGAAGUCAUGAAGAUGCACAGUGCUACAACCCUGGAGCACGCCUUCCUUCAGCUGUGUGAGAAUUUGGAUCAGGUCAGCUCGAAACGAGACUCCACUUCACAGGAAGCGUUAGAGAAAAGCCAGUCAUUCGAGAGCGGGCGCGACGAGAGUCGACCCAUUCUCGCGAUUGGACCGGGAGCCGCGGAGGAAGUUCCGAAAUAUUCAGCUGACUGGAAGGUAAGAGCCAAACACGUGAUGCCAAAGUGGAGAAACAUCGCUGCCCUGAUGAUCAAAACGCUGGUGCGGAUGAAGAGGAUGCCGGGCUCACUGUGUUUCCAGUUCCUGCUGCCCGUCAUCCAGGUCUCUCUGAUCUGUUUGUGUGUCGGAGGAGAUCCAAAGGGGAUCCAGGUCGCAGUCGUGAACAACGAGACCUCUUCCUCGUCUUACAGCCAAAGCCUGCUCUCCUUCCUGGACAACUCCAGUGUGGAACAGGUGCCCCUGUCUCAUUCCGAGGCCUUUGAUGGGAUCUAUAACGGAGAGUACUGGGGCAUCAUUGGCUUUGGCAAGAACUUUACCAGCUACCUGACAAAAAGGUCUGUUUACCCUCUUUAG